AUGCGGCUAUUCAUCAUCCUCGCGCUCUGCGCUAGCUCGGUUUUCAGCGAGCUCGUGAUAAGAAAUGAAAAAACUCUUGUCAACGACGAGACGUACAAAAAGCUUGUGUACUAUGCUAGCUUUCCAAUCUUUACAGGUGCUAUCGGGAAUGGCACUGCCUGUUCUCAUCCUGAAAAUGGCGCUGAGCUGGUCCAAUACUUUAGCAUCAACUCAACAGACACCCAAGCUGCAUUAUGGAAGAGCACCAGCACAAAAGAACUCAUUCUCAGCAUCCCAGGCACAUCUGGCCUCCAAGACAUCUUUACUGAUCUCGAGCUUUCCCUGGUAGCAUAUGAGUCGCCUCGUGUGAAUUGCACUGGCGACUGCAAAGUUCAUCAGGGCCUUUUGAAUGCGUGGAACUCGCUAGAGCCUGCUGCCACCAAAGCAAUCAGUGACUCUCUACGUGCCAAUCCUGGCUACAACACAAUCCUCAGUGGCCACUCCCUCGGCGCCGGAAUCGCAGGUGUUGCGUUCGCCUCGCUGAAAAACGGUCCCUAUCGCCUCACCGAAGCGUACACGUAUGGACAACCAAGAACCGGAAACCAAGAAUUUGCGGACUACGUUGACAGGAUAUCCGGAGCCUCGGACGCCGCACCGGGCUGUCUGUAUCGGGUCACGCAUUUCAACGAUGGCAUUCCGCAGCUCCCGCCUACACUACUGGGCUACCGGCACUCUCGCACUGAGUAUUGGGAAUCUGCAACUGUGGCUAACGAAUCGUCGACGUAUCAGUGCGAUGGUCAAGAGCCAUCUGAUUGUAACAACUCGGUUUUUGGCUUGGGCAGUAAUGCCGCCCAUACAAGCUAUGCAGGCUUCAACGUGGCUUGUGCGUGA
This is a messenger RNA of Talaromyces rugulosus, 870 nucleotides long. RefSeq lists its product as uncharacterized. Gene Ontology annotation, biological process: lipid metabolic process. Bases 1 to 870 code for a protein of 289 amino acids. The transcript has 2 exons. NCBI's taxonomy places the organism in Eukaryota, Fungi, Ascomycota, Eurotiomycetes, Eurotiales, Trichocomaceae. The record is from RefSeq and is a predicted model, not a curated record.